AUGUGUCGCCACUGUCCCGAGACCAUUUCCCGUGUCAGGGCAUCAACAUCAUUAGUGGGCGGAUCCCGAUGUGCGAAUUUUUUCCGGUGGAAAAAGAAUGAAAAAGGUUUUAAGGAACGGCACUGGCGCAAAAGCGAUUUCUCCUACUACUACGAGAAAAUGUGCUUCAAGUUGCCGGAAGUCUGCGAGGGACGUGCUUUCAUUUUCGACGUGAGAAGGGAUUUUCGAUUGAAGGCUAUCGCCAUUGAGCUUUCGGAUGUGCGCACUGUUGGCGAAUGCCGGCAGCGAUGUCUCGAUGAAUCCUGCCCAGCUGCAACUUUUGAAUCGAGCACAAAAACCUGCCGCUUCUACAAUCAAACUCGGCAAGAAUCCGAAGGGGAAGAAGCACCGGGCGUGGACUACUAUGAAAACGCGUGCCGACCUGAACGUCGCCGAUGCGAAAAUGGACGUGUCGACUUUAUCAUGGCUCAACACGCAGAUGUAGCUUCAUUUGGGAUUCAGGCCGGUACACGUUCCGUACGCGACUGUAUGCGCGAAUGUAUCGACUCUACCGCCUUCCACUGCCGCUCAUUACAAUACAACCCGAAAACCAACGAAUGCUAUAUCUCGGGUUUU
Mesorhabditis spiculigera is the source of this 615-nucleotide messenger RNA. The record is from the annotation of a GenBank genome assembly. Lineage: Eukaryota; Metazoa; Nematoda; Chromadorea; Rhabditida; Rhabditidae.